Chionomys nivalis (European snow vole) is the source of this 1522-nucleotide messenger RNA. RefSeq names its product transformer 2 beta homolog (gene Tra2b). Gene Ontology annotation, molecular function: RNA binding. Bases 175 to 1041 code for a protein of 288 amino acids. Gene Ontology annotation, biological process: positive regulation of mRNA splicing, via spliceosome. Gene Ontology annotation, cellular component: spliceosomal complex. The transcript is spliced from 9 exons. The record is from RefSeq and is a predicted model, not a curated record. NCBI's taxonomy places the organism in Eukaryota, Metazoa, Chordata, Mammalia, Rodentia, Cricetidae.
GCGCCGCGUCACGUCCGGCGGCGGGAGAGCGGCGCGGAGGAGGUGCGGAGCGCGUCGGCCUUGGGCGGCUCUCAGAGUGCGACGUCGCGAGAGGCUGCGGCGGGGCCUCCGUAGAGAAGGCAAGAGCCUGACAGCUUCCGUCCAGGCCAGCAGCGGUGACAGCCAUCCGGAGUCAUGAGCGACAGCGGCGAGCAGAACUACGGCGAGCGGGAAUCCCGUUCUGCUUCCAGAAGUGGAAGUGCUCACGGAUCCGGGAAAUCUGCACGGCACACCCCUGCAAGGUCUCGCUCCAAGGAAGAUUCAAGACGUUCUAGAUCAAAGUCACGGUCCAGAUCUGAAUCUAGGUCUAGAUCCAGAAGAAGUUCUAGAAGACAUUAUACAAGGUCACGAUCGCGAUCCCGCUCCCAUAGACGAUCUCGGAGCAGGUCUUACAGCCGAGAUUAUCGCAGGCGGCACAGCCACAGCCAUUCUCCCAUGUCCACUCGAAGGCGUCAUGUUGGGAAUCGGGCAAAUCCUGACCCCAACUGUUGUCUUGGGGUGUUUGGAUUGAGCUUGUACACCACAGAAAGAGACCUGAGAGAAGUGUUCUCUAAAUACGGCCCCAUUGCUGAUGUGUCUAUUGUGUAUGACCAGCAGUCUAGACGCUCUAGAGGAUUUGCCUUUGUAUAUUUUGAAAAUGUAGAUGAUGCCAAGGAAGCUAAAGAACGUGCCAAUGGAAUGGAGCUUGAUGGACGUCGAAUUAGGGUCGAUUUCUCUAUCACAAAAAGGCCCCAUACCCCAACACCAGGAAUUUACAUGGGGAGACCUACUUAUGGCAGCUCACGCCGCCGCGAUUAUUAUGACAGAGGAUAUGAUCGGGGUUAUGAUGACCGGGACUAUUACAGCAGGUCAUACAGAGGAGGUGGUGGAGGAGGCGGCGGAUGGAGAGCUGCUCAAGACAGGGAUCAAAUUUACAGAAGGCGGUCACCUUCUCCUUACUACAGCCGUGGAGGAUACAGGUCACGUUCCAGAUCGCGAUCAUACUCACCUCGUCGCUAUUAAAGCAUGAAGUUGAAGACUUUCUGAAACCUGCCAUAGAGCUGGGAUAUUGUUUGUGGACAAUAUUUUCUAUUGUCUCCUGUUUAAAAAGUGAACAGUGCCUAGUGAAGUUAGGUGACUUUUACACCUUUUAUGAUGACUACUUUUGGUGGAGUUGAAAUGCUGUUUUCAUUCUGCAUUUGUGUAGUUCGGUGCUUUGUUCAAAGUUAAGUGUUUUCAGAAAAGUAUGUUUUGCAUGUAUUUUUUUACAGUCCAAAUUUUGACUGCUGAGAAGUUUCUAUUGUACAAAACUUCAUUUAAAAGGUUUUUCUACUGAAUCCAGGGUAUUCUGAAGAUCGAAGCCUGUGUGUAAAGUGCUACCAAAUGGCAAAAAGCAACAAUAAACAAGUUUGAUUUUUACUUUUCUUUCUAAAUAUCAAUGCUUAACCAUUCUUAAGUUUCCAGUAAAAUAUUUUAAAAUAAAGAUACUCGUUUUCUUUCGGGA